AGCAGCAUUUUCCUACUGGUCUACACUUUUGUUUUAUUAUAUUACCUCUUUAAUAUGUAUUUGAGUACCUUCAACGACAUCACUAUUAUAUGCUGCGUCAACUACAAAGUCGUCUUUCAUAUAUACCUUUUUGACAAUACUGACCUCAAGAAGUAUGUUUCAUAAUUUAAUUGAUCGUUCAGCAAAGUUUUUCGGUGUAAAUACCCCGAAUUGGUCGUUUCAAGACAUUCCUGAUUUACACGGCAAAGUAGCGAUCGUAACAGGAUCUUCUGGUGGUAUAGGAUAUAUCACUGCUUUGCAAUUGGCAAUUAAAGGUGCGAAGGUGUACUUAGCCGGUCGCAAUGAAGAAAAAUACAUUACAGCGAUCAAGAAUAUACGCGAAGAAUGCAAAAACGCCAACGUUGUGUUCUUACAUAUGGAUCUACUCGAUUUCGACAGUGUCUAUCAAGCUACAGAAGUAUUCCUGGCAAAGGAAACGAAGUUGGACCUUUUAAUCAAUAAUGCUGGUGUCAUGUUUGGCAAAUAUCAGCUGUCAAAGAAUGGCUAUGAAGCUCAAAUUCAGACAAAUUAUCUAUCCCAUUACUUGUUUACGUACCGCCUUAUUCCUGCAUUACGCCGUGCCGCAGAGAAUUCAAGACCUGGUGAUGUACGCAUUGUCAAUGUCUCUAGUUUGUCCUAUUUUACGGCUCCAUACAGUGGAAUCUACUUUCCAGACAUUAACCUUCCUUAUGUUUUGGGAGGACAACAAACACGGUAUGGACAAUCGAAAUAUGCCAAUAUCCUCCAUGCACAAGCGCUUGCCCAUCGUCUCGAGAAAUAUGGCAUCUACGCCGUCAGCUUACAUCCAGGUGUAGUGAAGACGAAUCUCUUGCAAUAUUCCCAAGAAUAUAUUCGGAAGAUAAUGAUACAAUCUCCUUUAAAUCGUCUACUUCUUGAUCCCGUUUGGGGAGCUUACACAACAUUGUACGCCGCCACGUCACCUACCAUCUCUGAAGAGCGACUGAAUGGAGCAUUCUUCCGAGCUGUCGCCCAGAGGUCAACCUGUUACCGAAAUCAUGACCCUUUCAUUGUGAAUAAGCUAUGGGAGUUCACUCACCAAAUAUUUGAAAAGCUACAGUACUUACCUACAGAUGACGAUUUGAAGUGAGAAUCCUUUUUGUUUAUCUUACAACUCUCAAUACGUGUAUUAUUUGUCAAAUAUAAGUAAUUAAAAAAAAGCUAUUUAAAUAGCUUUUGCUUUUCCUGUUUAUAGUAUUUAUGUACAAACUUUGUUUAUGCCGAAUGACUUCCAAAUAGUAAAUCUGAAACUGAAGCGCUGCUUUACUGAAAACGUAACCG
This is a messenger RNA of Schizosaccharomyces cryophilus OY26, 1338 nucleotides long. RefSeq names its product short chain dehydrogenase. The transcript has a single exon. The record is from RefSeq and is a predicted model, not a curated record. NCBI's taxonomy places the organism in Eukaryota, Fungi, Ascomycota, Schizosaccharomycetes, Schizosaccharomycetales, Schizosaccharomycetaceae. The coding region runs from base 155 to 1147 and encodes 330 amino acids.